AGGAUUAUAUUUAUACCCUUUUCUCCAAACACCGUUCACUUCAAAACCCUAAUUCCUCUUCUUCUUCUUCUUCUUCUUCUUGAUCUUCCAAUUCUCUCUCAACAACCAACAAUGUCAAAGGGUCCAGGUCUCUACUCUGACAUCGGCAAAAAAGCCAGAGAUCUUCUUUACAAGGAUUACAACACUGACCAGAAGUUCACUCUCACUACUUAUUCACCUACUGGAAUUGCUUUGACUGCUUCAAGUACCAAGAAAGGCGAGCUUUUUUUGGCUGAUAUUAACACACAGUUGAAGCACAAGAAUGUCACUACUGAUAUCAAAGUGGACACAGAUUCUAAUCUCUUCACAACGAUCACUGUUACUGAGCCAGCUCCUGGUCUCAAGACUAUUCUUAGCUUCAGGAUUCCUGAACCUGAACUAAAGUCUGGAAAGGCUGAAGUUCAGUACUUGCAUGACUAUGCUGGAAUUUCUGCCAGCAUUGGGUUGACAGCAAACCCAGUUGCCAACUUUUCUGGUGUUAUUGGAAAUAAUGUAGUUGCUCUUGGUGGUGAUCUUUCUUAUGACACUAAAACUGGCGUGUUCACAAGGCUUAAUGCUGGGCUGAACUUCACCAAAGACGAUUUGAUUGCUUCGUUGACUCUGAAUGAAAAAGCUAAUGCCCUGAAUGCUUCAUACUACCAUGUCGUCAAUCCCGUUACCAAAACAGCUGUUGGAGCUGAGGUAUCACAUCGAUUCUCGACCAAAGAAAACACGCUCACACUUGGCACUCAGCAUGCAAUAGACUCAUUGACCACAGCGAAGCUUCGAUUCAACAACUUCGGACUAGCAAGCGGUCUCAUCCAGCAUGAGUGGCGUCCAAAAUCAUUCUUCACCAUUUCUGGUGAGGUGGACACCAAGGCCAUUGAGAAGAGUGCAAGAAUUGGAAUAGCUUUGGCUCUCAAACCUUGAGAGGAAUUGAGUCAAAUUUGUCGUGGUAGUCAUUAGCAAAAGCAACAAUUUUCUUUCAAGACUGAAUUUGGUGUUUUUUGAGGUUGGUUCUAUUAUUGGACAAAAGUGUUCAUGAUGUUUUGAUGAUUGCAUUUUAAGCGAUUCAACGUUGUAUAAAUAAGUAACAAAUUCUUUCUAUAACUAAAUGUUACUGUUUGAUUGCUUUUUCUAUUCUUUU
Molecule: messenger RNA, 1165 nt
Organism: Medicago truncatula (barrel medic)
Lineage: Eukaryota; Viridiplantae; Streptophyta; Magnoliopsida; Fabales; Fabaceae
Product: outer plastidial membrane protein porin
Exons: 6
Coding region: 112-948 (278 amino acids)
Biological process (GO): monoatomic anion transmembrane transport
Cellular component (GO): mitochondrial outer membrane
Molecular function (GO): voltage-gated monoatomic anion channel activity
Source: RefSeq, a predicted model, not a curated record